UGAAGAAGGAAUUGUUUCAUAGCCGGGUCACUGUAAUCAAUAUGUCAAAGAAGAGAGGUUUGAGUGCUGAAGAGAAGAAGAUAAGAAUGCUGGAGAUAUUUCAUAAUAGUAAAGAUUUCUUCCAGUUGAAGGAAUUGGAGAAGAUAGCUCCAAAGGAGAAAGGCAUUACAAUGCAGUCAGUGAAAGAAGUAGUACAAAAUUUAGUUGAUGAUCAUCUUGUAGAUUCGGAGAAGAUAGGAACAUCCAUAUAUUUUUGGUCAUUUCCUAGUAAAGCAAAAAACGCAAAGAAAAGAAAACUGCAUGAUUUGCAAAAUGAAGUUCAGGAGUGCUCGAAGAAAUUGAAAAAGGCUGAAGAUUUGAUCGGACAAGAAUCUAUUGGAAGAGAGCAAUGUCAGGAAAGAACUGAAGUGCUAGCUACAUUAGAAUGUCUUGAGAAACAUGAAGAGAAACUUAAGAGAGAGCUGCAGAAGUACCGUGACUCCGAUCCUGAAUACAUUGCUCAGUUGAAGACAGAGAUCCAGGAUCUUAAAGCAGCCGCAAAUAGAUGGACAGAAAACAUUUAUAUACUGAAGUCUUACAUAAAAAACGCAUUUCAAAUGGAGAAUGAUGUAAUCGAACAGAGUUUCAAUAUUCCAGCGGAUUUGGAUUACAUUGAAAUAUAAUUUUUUUUAGGCA
Messenger RNA from Helicoverpa zea (corn earworm), 675 nucleotides. Its product is annotated as meiotic nuclear division protein 1 homolog. Gene Ontology annotation, biological process: reciprocal meiotic recombination. The transcript has 5 exons. Gene Ontology annotation, molecular function: double-stranded DNA binding. The coding region runs from base 42 to 662 and encodes 206 amino acids. Gene Ontology annotation, cellular component: nucleus. NCBI's taxonomy places the organism in Eukaryota, Metazoa, Arthropoda, Insecta, Lepidoptera, Noctuidae. The record is from RefSeq and is a predicted model, not a curated record.